AUGGACUCACUUUUUGCUCUAUUUGAUUAAUUCUUUAGAAUAAAUCUGACACAAUAUCCAUAGAAUUAAUAAGCUUAUUUGUCUGAAAGUUGGGAAUAAUUUUUAUGCUUAUUAUAAACAUAACCAUUAGAUUAUGGAAAAAUUUACACAUUGAUAAACAGGAUAAAUUAUGAGGAUUUGAAAGUAGAGAAGAAUGAAAGAUAGAGUUCAAGUUAAAGAUAAAUAGCUAGAAAUAUAACAGCUGCUUCAUCUCCUAGAAUUAUCUCCUCAUCAGUGUCAAAAAAUAGUAACUAAAUUAAUCAUAUAUUUUAAAAGGCACUAAUGUCUUAUCCAAAAUAGCUUAAUUAGAUAGUGUUACCAGUCCUAAAAUAGCUGUUUCCAAUCUAGCUAGUUAAUAAUCUUUAACAAAUAAAACAUCCUUAUAAUAAAAUGUUAAAUAAUAAGUAAAGACUAUACCUCAAAUUAGUAAAUGACAGAUGAAUUUAAUAGACACUUAUUGUUGAGCAAAAUUAAAGAACUUUAAUUUAAUUUCUCUGUUUCAACAGAUAAAUUGUAUGCAAUUGCUAGAAUUACUCAUUCAAGAGGGGAAAAUCAACCGACAUCCAAAUCUCCAAUUAAGUACCCAUUAUCAUAAUAUAUAAAUAAAUCAAGGGGAAGUAAUCAUUCAGCAGAACAUUAUAAAAUUGUUGUUUGA
Molecule: messenger RNA, 694 nt
Organism: Paramecium sonneborni
Lineage: Eukaryota; Ciliophora; Oligohymenophorea; Peniculida; Parameciidae
Source: the annotation of a GenBank genome assembly